Messenger RNA from Pocillopora verrucosa, 971 nucleotides. NCBI's taxonomy places the organism in Eukaryota, Metazoa, Cnidaria, Anthozoa, Scleractinia, Pocilloporidae. The record is from RefSeq and is a predicted model, not a curated record.
AAAGAACACAUCUAUGUCAAAGAGGGGGAAUCAGCCCUAAUGGUUUGGGGGAGAACAUCUGGUGGUGAAGAGCUACGUGGCAACCGCCUUGUGGUAAAUUCACAAGUCAUUGCAUACUUGCCCAGAAAUUCCUUAAACAUGAGUUGCAGCCCAUUUAUAAAAAAUUCAAGUCUGGAGGAACUCUGCCACAAGAGAUUAGAAUUCUUCAGCAACACAACUACUAUUCUUGUAAAGUUAAGAAAUCUCUCAAGUGAUGAACAUUGGAAUUUCACUCUGACACAUGUGUUGGGGAGCUCAUCACCAUGUAAUCCUCAAGACAUCAAAAUUGUGAGAGUCAUUGCACCUUCCCCUGUAGUGUUAAGUACUGUAUCAGCAGUUGCUAACAAUACUGUCAGGAAACUGAUCUCAGAAACAACAGUUUCAGUGAGGCCUAUGUCUUCAAGUGCUCACAUCAACAGUCCAUCUUGUAGCUCAACAACCUUAGUAAUUCCAUCCCCAAUCAGUACAACAGUAGCUGGUACCUCUUUAAGAGGUCAAAAGACUAUCAGGCCACCAACUACAGGUAUGGCAAAAUUGUGUUAAGUGGGUUUAAUCUUCAUUACAACCUCUGACUACUAACUAAAGAGAGAUAAUUGUCAAUGAAUGCAUUUCAGGAUUUCAUUCAGUUUUAUGGCAGUAACUCAGACAGAGAGGUGAUGAAAAUAGUUGCUUGAGAAAUUAUCAACCUGAGAAUUUUGAAUGAUGACUCACAAGAAACAUGUGGGAGAUGGGAUGGCUUGUCAAUGGUUAGAGCCUGAUUGGUCAUUGUGUUGUGUUCUUGGGAAAUUUUCCCAAGAACACAAAACACUUUACUCUCGUGGUAUUUACUGGUAAUGUCUCCAUCCAUCCAGGUCUAUAAAUGGGCACAUUCAAACCUUGAUUAUCCAGUCCUUGAUAAUGCAGAUUUUUGGAUAAUCCAGACUUGGUUCUCA